This is a messenger RNA of Naegleria fowleri, 2808 nucleotides long. RefSeq lists its product as uncharacterized. The transcript has a single exon. Bases 1 to 2808 code for a protein of 935 amino acids. The record is from RefSeq and is a predicted model, not a curated record. Lineage: Eukaryota; Heterolobosea; Eutetramitea; Acrasida; Naegleriidae.
AUGAAUAGUGAACAAUUGCAUCAUUGUUGUCGUUAUGUUGAAGGCUCUGCUCACUCCUCAUCCAAACACCACAAAAGGCUGAUCAGCAAAUGGCCAUCGUUUCUUUCAUCUCUAUUGAUUAUUGCAACACUCUUGAUUUUCUUGAGCUUGUUCCGAUUUCCUUCCGAUCUGAAUCAUGAUGAAUUGGAUCAUCAUCGGAUCCAUGAAUUUAAUGUCGUACGAGCUCAAGCCAUACCUGGCAGUGGUGCCAAUCCAAUGAUGGAUCAAAUGCCAAAUGUGAUGAUGGAUCCCAAUCAACAGUACCAUGUACAGGAGGUAAAAUUAUCCUUUUCCGUGCAAGACUUGAUUGUAAAUAAGAAAAUUUUGGAUCUUAAUUUAUUGUAUAAUAUUGGACUUCCUCAACCUCCAGGAACAGUGACUGUGGGUACACCUGAUAAGAACAUUCAAACAUCUAUGAUUAAUUUUCUUCAGUUUUUGAAUCACAUGCAUCGAACGGAUUUGUUCCAUCCCUUAACGGACUCUGAGAAAUUUAAUGGUAAAUUCAAGGCCCUCGCUCAAAACAUUAUUGGCUAUGUGUUGACACCUGGGAACAGCGUUGAAGAUGGUAUUGCGAGUGACAAUGAAAGAUCUCCAAUUUUGAAACUUUUCAAACUUUCCCAACAAGAGCUUGAUCGUAUGGACUUAUUGAUGAAUAAGACCCAGGAACAGGUAUCAACACUAAGUGAAACGUUUUUGGCUCAAUAUGUGACACGAAUGGAGCCUGUAGAAUUUGAAGAAGAGGAAGAACAACAAGUGACAGUAACCUCUCACGUUAAAGCUGAGAUUGAAAAAUUGAAAAAUUUCCUCAUUCAAAUAGCUCGAAUCUACAAGACCCAACGAAUUAAUAUGAGACGAAUGGGUCUUGUCAAAGGUCCCAAUAAUGAACCUGCUCCAAACCGUGCCUUGAAAUAUAUUGUUAUUGGUUCUGGACCUGUUGGACUUUUGAGUACCAUUGAAGCCUCUUUAAUCCUUCCAAAAGUAUAUGUUAUUGAGAAGAGAACUGAUUUCUCUAGAGAUGUCUGGUUUGAUUUGUAUCCAAAACCAUUCAGCCAAUCGGUUGAACUCCUCGAAGAAUUAGGUUUUCCAAAUGAGUUUCCAAACUUGGAAGCGAAAUUGAAUACUGUUGCAGAUACGGACGGCAAGGAACGAACAACAUAUACCAUCCGUUGUCAAAUGACACAACGAUUCCUUACCAAAGUGACGUUCCUUCUUGACAAUGUGCAACACAUAUUUGGUUACCAAUAUAUCAAUCAAUGCAAAACGAAACCAGGAUCGAAUGGCAAAAGUAGCAAAUCAUGGACAUCAAGAUGGAGUGACUUUAAGAUUGAGCCCAAUGCAGAAUAUGCUGUUGUGAAUUUCCUCAAGACUAACAAUAAGGAUUGUUCUUCUACUCUCGAUUUCAUGUCCGUAUCUGAGCAAUUGGAUCUAUGCUCAAACAUUGACACUGACUCAUUUACCACUAAAAAUGGAAAGGUGUGUGAACUAGAGAAAAUUCCAUUUGAAAUUCUUAUCGGAAGUGACGGAUUGUACAGUACGGUGAGAAGUUCUCUCAACAUUAGUACUCACGAUAUUCAUUCCUUUGACGUCUCGAAUACUGUUUACGCAAGAGGUCUUCCAAAACCUGCCAUUCCUAAAAUUACUGUGAAACCAAAACUCGAACAAGUUGCCUUAAUUAUUAACUUUAAGAGAGUGGGUGAUAGAGAUUGUCCAGAUACUGCUAUUGAUGAAGAUACUGGAGAUUUUAUUGAUCCAUGGAAGCCCAGUUUAUUGUUGCCAAAUGUGUGUAGUGUGUUCAAGAGAUUCUAUGCUGGUCAUUGCCACAUGCAAAUUUUGUUCGACAAUGAGUAUGGUCAGAAAGCCAUUGAAAAGUACAUGACAGCAAGAAGAAAAGCUCUCAGCAAGCUAUUGGAAGAGAGUGGUCACAAUCAUGUGAAUCUCAAUGCAACUGAUACCAACGAUCAACAAAACGCGAACAACGGAGACAACAAGUUGCGAGAUCUCAUCUUGAAUACUGAAGCUAAAGAAAUCAGAAGUGCUGCUUUUGCUGAUGCCUCUCGUGAUUCAUCCUAUGUUAAUUCCGGUGCAUCUCAAGAGAAAGCUGUGUCGAAUUGGGAAGAAGAGGCCUUUGAUUGGGAGAAAAUUCUCACCAUUGUGAAUACAGUUCUCGCCAACAAGUAUGAAACAAUUGGUGCCUUCAGAAAAGCCAUUGUCAACACCGAUACUUUUACUGGCGACAAACAAUUACAAAAACAAUUUGAUAUGGUUCUAUUAAGGGUCGUGUUACAGAAGGCUGACAAUUUAACAACCACCAUUGCCUUAGAUAAUCCAUCCUCUCCAUUCGCUGUCAAUAUUUUGAAGGGUGAUAGUGUGGCGAGUGCUCACUUCCGUCUCGGAGUUGGUGUGAAUAAUGCAUUCCUUGCUUACGGUGAACUUACUGCCUUCAUUCAACAACUCUAUAGCAAUAACUAUGCGAGUGUGACAGCACCACCUUCUCGAGAAACUCUUCAGAAACAAUUAUCUCAAGUUCUUUCAGAUUAUGAAGCCAAAGCUCAAUUCAGAUGGAAUCGUCUAAUCAAUUAUAUGGCAACGGCCAUGUACUUUGAAUCAUUUUGUGAUACAGUCGUCUUUAUUGACCCUGGCGAAUACUUUGGUGUUCAAACCAUUCAAGAAAAAGAUUACGACAAUUUAGAUUAUAUUCCAUUCGAUAACUUGUUGCAAGUUCGAAGAUUCUGUCAAAAUCAUGACAAACUUUCUGUGUGGUGGAAUUAA